Closterium sp. NIES-65 is the source of this 5151-nucleotide messenger RNA. The record is from the annotation of a GenBank genome assembly. Lineage: Eukaryota; Viridiplantae; Streptophyta; Zygnematophyceae; Desmidiales; Closteriaceae.
AUGCCCGUCCACGACUCUCACAGCGGUGCGGGUACCGCCUCCCGCCGACUCCGCGGGCCUUUGCCAGCGGCUUCCGCAUUCCAUUUGACUCCCCGUCGCCUGCUGCUCCUUUCCACCGCCUUAUUCGGACUUCUCGCACUCCUGCGCUUCUCCCCGCACUCCGCGCUUGACAUCCGGCUGCGGUAUCGCGCUCCGCAAGAGCAGAACUCCUCCCCUUCUCAUAUCGCGCAGAAUUUAAGAGACAAUGCUCGACAUACGCCAUUGUUGGAGGCGGAUACAUCCGCGGAAGGGCUGCGCGGAUCCGCGGGUUACGCGGUGAAUCUCGGCUACGCACGAGGCGAUUCGAGGGAAGGCAACAGCCGCAAAGGGUGGCGGAAACUAAGGCGAGAACUGUUAUAUGUGGAGUGGCGCGCGCGCGUUGAUGCGCUUUCCGCGGAGCGGGCGGAGAAUGGGCCGUGGUGGGCGCGGGCGGAGUGGAGUUGGGCGGAGAAGGGGGAAGCGGAAGAGAGUGGGGAAGAGUGGAAAAUGGAGGAGGAGCAGUGGGUGCGGGAAGAGAGAGAGGGAAAAUUACAGGAUAUGCCGACUGGAGGUAAUGAGGGAGGGAGUGAGGGAGGGAAUGAGGGAGGGAAUGAGGGAGUGAGUGAGAAUGAGGGAAGUGAUGAUGCAUUACUGCUCGCGCCAGGAGCUGCAAUGGCUGAGUCAGCAGAUCAGAAUGAUGAGUCAGCAGAUAACAGAUACGAGUCAGCAGAUGACAGGGAUGAGUCAGCAGGUGACAGGCAUGAGUCAGCAGAUAACAGUGUACUAGGGAGUUCAGAUACUGAUGGGAGAGUGGCUGUGGGAAAGGGGGGGUUGAGAGAAGCGGAGGAGGGAAACGAUUACGAUGAUGACGGGGAGUGGGUCGAGGAGGAGAAUGAGGGGGCAGGGGAGGAUAAUGAGGAUGAAGAGCGUGAGGAGGGUGAGGAGAGUGAGGAGGAUGAGGAGGAUGAGGAGGGUGAGGAAGAUGAGGAGGGUGAGGAAGAUGAGGAGGGUGAGGAAGAUGAGGAGGGUGAGGAAGAUGAGGAGGGUGAGGAAGAUGAGGAGGGUGAGGAAGAUGAGGAGGGUGAGGAAGAUGAGGAGGGAGAUGGGGGAGAUGGGGGGCCAGGAGGGGGGAGUCAACCGAGUCAACUGAGUCAACCGAGUCAGCAGGCACCAGCGCCUGUUGCUGCUGCAGGCGAGUCUGUUGAAGCAGCAGCAGGAGGAGCAUCGGAUGUACCCUUUCCUGACGUGACUGAAGCCCCGCCACCGAGAGCAUCAGAUGCGCCUUCACGCGAGGUGACUGAAACGGGGGAUGCUGCAGAUGUGCCCUUUCCCAAGUCCCCUCGCACAGUGCCACGGGGAGGGUUGGAUGUGUGGCGCUCACCUGAGGGGCCUAAAACGGGGCUAGCGGGAGGGUCGCAUGAGCGCUCACUUGAGGGGAAUCAAGCACGGGGAGGCUCGCAUGGGGUGCCGAGCUGGGCGGUGAUGGUGACGCAGCGGGAGAAGUGGGAGGAGGAGGCGGAGCGGGAGGAGGCGCGGGAGAGGGACGUGGAUGAUGCACGUGUGGCGCUGGCACCGCUGCUGGCGGCGAUGCAGGAUAAGGGCGCGUUGGGGAGGCAAAAGAGGUUCGGUGGCAAGGAGUGGAGAGGGGCGGGGCAGGGUGGGAGGAGGGAGGAUACAGGGGAAGGAAGGAGGGGGAUGAAGGGGGAGAAGGAAGGGUUAGGGGAGAAGGAGAGGGAGAUGGAUAGAGACGGUGAAAGGGGCAGAACGGGGCGGCUGUUGAGGGGUUUGGAUGUGGGCGCGGAGGGAAGUGGGGAGGCGGGUGGUGGGAGGGAAUGGGAUGAGGAGGAUGGAAGGGGAGAAAGGACUGAUCAAAGCAGAGGAAGAACAGUGGGUGCGAGUGAGGGAGUGAGUGAGGGAGUGGGCGAGGGAGUGAACACAGGAAUGAGUGAGGGAGGGAGCGAGGGAAGAGAGGGAGUGGGAGGGGAAGAGGGAGCAAGAGGGGGAGAGGGAAUAAGCAAGAGAGCAGAGGAGGCGAGAGGAGAGGAGGUGAGAGGAGAGGAGGUGAGUGAGGAGGAGUUGAGGCGGCGAGUGGGGCUCCUGGUGUGGCCCAUGCCGGCACUCAUUGCUGCUGUGGGGCGUCAAGAGGCGGCCAUCAGUCCCUUGCUGCAGCUGUCGCUGGAGCUGGGGGAAAGGGGUGCAGGGAUGGGAGAUGAGGAGGAGGGAGAGGAGGGGGAGGAGGGGGGUUGUGAGUGGGGCAACGGGGAGGGUGGUGAGGUGGGCGGUGAAUAUGGUGGCUCUUCACGUGUGCGGCAGCAAGAUGCAGCACAGGUGGCGUCACAGGAGGCUUCAAGGGAAGCAGCAGGGCGGGCAGCAGGGGGGGCAAGGAGACGUGCAUCACAGCAGGCAGCAGGCCGUGCGGUGCUGUGUGCUGCCUUCCACCACUUUCUCUCCUCCACCCUCUCCCCACACCGCUCCCUGCCCGCCCUCCUGGCUGCGCUUGAGGAAAGGGGAGGUGGAGAAGGAGGAGGAGAGGAGGGAGGAAAAGGGCAAGGGGAGAAAAGUGCAUGGCAGCAGCCAGAGGAGGGGUCACUGAUGUUUCGUGCGAGCGGCAAACUGUUGUCCGAUUCCCCAGGCUCAUCACUGCUCGCCAGGUGUCACGUGCUGGUUGGACGGCUGGGUCAUGGGCCUGUCUCGUGGUGGCUGAGACAGGUGGUGCUGUCCACGUGGCAGCUGUUCACUGGCUGGGAGGACAGGCUGUUGAGAGAGCAAGGGGAGGAGACCAGGGGGAGGAGCAUGGUCAACGGCAGCAGCAGCAAUAGCAGCAGCGGCAGUGGCAGCGGCAGCGGCAGCGGCAGCGGCAGUGACAGCGACAACAGUAGCGGCAGGGGGGGCGAGACAGUGGGGGCAGUGCUCCUUGUAGAAUCUCUGCUCAUUGCGGUUGCCCGGCCAGAGGAAGAGCUGGAGGUGGGGGCAGACGAGAGCUAUGUGCUCACUGCGGGGGUCCCUGCUGCACCGGGCCAUUCGUCGUCAGCAGCAAUGAUCAAAAUCCACGCAAACACAACAAUGGGCGCACUCAGAGCACUGGAGACGUUGAGUCAGCUGGUGCGUGGGGACCCCUCUUCCCGUCUGGCUCUGCUGCAAGGCGUGCCUCUCACCAUCCACGACCGCCCGCGCUUCCCCCACCGAGGGGUGCUGCUGGACACGGCAAGGCACUUCCACCCCGUCCCCUUUAUAGAGCGACUCUUGGACUCGAUGUCGUAUGCCAAACUCAACGUGCUCCACUGGCAUCUAGUGGACGCAGAGGCCUUCCCCAUUGAGACGCCCUCCUUCCCGCGCCUCUGGAAGGGUGCCCACUCUCCCCACGAGCGCUACUCCCUCGCUGACAUGCGGCACGUGGUGGGCUAUGCAGCAGCACGUGGCAUUGUUGUCAUUCCUGAAAUUGACCUGCCAUCUCACUCCAAGGCAUGGGGAGUGGGCUAUCCGGCCCUGCUCCCAGCCUUCAACUGUUCCGAGCCUCUCGACGUUUCCAAUGAGUUCACCUUCCGAGUCAUACAGGGCGUGCUCACAGACCUGCGGUCAGUCUUUCCGGGGCCGACAAUCCACAUUGGUGGGGACGAAGUGAAUGCAGAGUGUUGGACAACUGUUCCUCACAUCUACAACUGGAGGAAGGAGCACAGGAGGACAGUGAAGGCGUCUAUAGCCUACUUUGUGAACCGCGUGCAGGCCAUUGCAAGCCAGCUCGGAUGGACCACAACUGUUGUCUGGGAGGAGUCAUUUUUCAAUGUCAGGAGGCACCUCAAUCCCACAACCACCAUCGUGCAAAGCUGGCUGAAAACCGACAGCCUGCCCAACAUGGCAGCGUGGGGGUUCCGCAUCGUUCACACGAAUGCCGGGGGCGGGUGGUACCUGGACUCGCUACAGUCCCGCUGGGAGCAUGCUUAUAGAGAGGAUCCCACUGACCUGGUGCUGCAGGUGGAACGAGAGAGGAUGGAGAGCGAGGAGGAUGGUGGGGAUGUGUGGAGUGGGGAUGGUGGGGAUGGUGGGGAUGGUGGGGGUGGUGGGGAUGGUGGGAGUGGCGGUGGGUGGAGUGGGGAGGAGGGUUGGAAUUCAGGCAGAAAGGAGGGGGGUGGGCAUGUGGGGGGAGGUGAGGAGGGUUGGAAUGUGGGGGGAAGGGAGGGGGCUGGGGAUGUGGAAGGUGGAGGGGUUGGGGACAGUGGGGAUGGGUUGGGAAGCUUGUGGCCUGAUAAGUGGGGAGAGGGAGUGGGAGGGGGAGGGGGAGGGGGAGGUGGAGGGGGAGGGGGAGGGGGAGGGGGAGGGGGAGGGGGAGAGACCCCCACUGCGGUUUUGCUGGAGCGUCUGCGAGGGAGAUUGAGAGUGGAGGAGUUGGCAGGUGUGGGGGCGAGAGGGGGAGAGGAUGCAAGAGAGGGUGGAGAUGUGGAUGGGACGGGAGGAGACGGGGCGGGGAGUGUGGGGGGCAUGCAGAAGCUGGGAGGAGAAGAAGGUGAAAAGGGGGAGGAGAAGGGAGAGGAGGGAGGGGGAGAGACAGUGGGACGAGAAGCAGGGAAGGAGCAUCAGGGGGAAGAGCAGGGAAGAGGUAAAAUCAUUCACAUGGCUGUGGGCGGACGGGAGGGGGAUCGAGGCGAGCGAGGGUUGGGAGGGGAUGAGGGGGAGGGAAAGGACACGUCAGCAGGGACUGGAGUGAGGAGAAGGGUCCUGGAGUGGACAGGAGGAGGGGAGGGAGGUGAGGAAGGAGAGACAAGAAGGGAGGAGGAGAAGAGGAGGCGGUGGGAGGAGCUGGAGGCGUUGGCAGAGAGAGUGGUGGUGGGGGGGGAGGUGUGUGCGUGGAGUGAGAGGAUCGACCCCUCACAACUCAUGGCCACAGUGUGGCCGCGUGCUGCUGCCAUGGCAGUGUUCCGGUGGAUGUCGGGCAAGGUGCACAGCGUGUAUAUGAUGGAGGACCCAAUCAAAUACGCCACGUGUAACGUCAAGGGCACCAAAGAGCUCUUCCGGCCGUCGGGCGCGGGCCACGUGCUGUGGAUCCCGCAGCCCAGCGACCUGGGGAAGACGUUCUACUUCGUGAGCAAGGGCAAGGAUUGCCUCAACGGCAUGAAGGCCGUCCUCAAGAUCACGUGA